Molecule: messenger RNA, 1030 nt
Organism: Caenorhabditis sp. 36 PRJEB53466
Lineage: Eukaryota; Metazoa; Nematoda; Chromadorea; Rhabditida; Rhabditidae
Source: the annotation of a GenBank genome assembly
AUGUCAUUGCCAGGCAUCGUGCGGACCGUCAGAAUGGUCACGACCACCGGACAAGAGGCAGAAUUGGCGCCCAUCGAGCAGGCCAAGAAAACAGUGGGUUCUUCUUCGAAUUUUUUCAGUUCUUUACCGAAAUUCAGUGAAUUUCAGGCCGCCUACGCUUGCGGAGAGAAGUACGUGUCAAGCGGGUGCCGUUUGGGCGUCGGCUCCGGCAGCACAGUCAAAUAUCUCGUCGAGUAUCUGAAACAGGCAUUUCAGACCGGAAAUCUGAGGGAUAUCGUUUGUGUGCCCACGAGCUUCUCGGUAAGUGCUCAAAAUGCAAAGGGAACUUCAAAAGUACUAAGAUCACCCCAAAAUUCACUUAAAAAUCCGAUUUUUCCAGCUAAAAAUAGGCCGAACACGAAAACCUGACAAAACGUCAAUGUUCGCCAAUUUUUGCAGACAAAACAGUGGUUGAUCGAGGCGGGACUGCCCGUUUCGGACCUGGACGCGCACCCGGAACUCGACGUCUGCAUCGACGGCGCCGACGAGGUGGACGGACAGUUCACGUGCAUUAAGGGCGGCGGCGGGUGUUUGGCUCAGGAGAAAAUCGUCCAAACCGCCGCCAAACACUUUUACGUGAUCGCCGACUAUUUGAAGGAUUCCAAACAUUUGGGCGAGCGAUAUCCGGUCGUUCCCAUUGAGGUUUGCAAGAUUCUUAAAGGAAAACUUCUAAAACUGAGUCUGUCUACAGAUUCUGCCGGCGGCCGCGCAGCCCCUGCUCCGUUCGAUUCCGCGCUCGGAAGGCGGAUCCUGUCAGCUGAGACAGGCGGUCAAAAAGUGCGGACCGAUAGUGACGGACAACGGAAACUUCAUAAUCGACUGGCAAUUCGAGAAGAACGUGCACGGCCGCGACUGGCGGUCCGUGCAGAGCCGACUGGCCAACACGCCCGGAAUCGUCGAAACCGGACUGUUCAUCGACGUCGUCGACGCCGUUUUCUUCGCCUACUCCGACGGAUCCGUCAAGGAAAUUGUCAAUAAGGCCAGAAAAUAA